Messenger RNA from Cladocopium goreaui, 903 nucleotides. NCBI's taxonomy places the organism in Eukaryota, Dinophyceae, Suessiales, Symbiodiniaceae. The record is from the annotation of a GenBank genome assembly.
AUGGGCGACAGUUCAUCAAAGCCUUGGAUGUAUGACCAGGAAGACAUGACCACGCCAUCCACGCGCUACUCAAAGGAUUCCUUGACCUGCUCUCCAUGGAGCGAUGACUCUGACGUCACGCCCGUCUGGCGACCUUGUUCAGAAACGGACACGGUGAUUAUUUUUGACUGGGAUGACACACUGCUCUGCAGCUCCGCGAUCAACGCGCAACAAUGGCGCCAAGAUCAGUUGGAGCAACUGGAGUCGAUGGUGGAGUCAAUCUUGGAGACAGCUAUGCAGCUGGGAGAGACGAUGAUCGUGACCAACGGCAAUUCCUCCUGGGUGCAGGACAGUGCCCGGCGAUUCUUGCCAAACCUGAGCAAGAUUCUGAGUCGGGUGAAGGUCAUGUCAGCGCGUGCGGUCUAUGAGCAGUCCUUUCCUGGAGAUCCUUUUGCUUGGAAGCGGCAGGCCUUUAAAGAGAUUUUGGCUCGUCGACGUCAGGAAGGCUACCACCCUGACGGCGUGAAUUUGAUCGUGCUGGGCGACUCCCCCGCGGAGAUCCAGGCGGCCAAGUCGGCCACCAAGGUGCUGAACGGAAGGUCGGUCAUCAAGACCGUGAAAUUCAAGGAGGCCCCAUCUGUCAACGAGUUGUUGGGCCAACUUCGGCGUGUCGGAAAACCUGAGGAGAAGUUAGAAGAGAUUUGGCUCUGUCAAAACAGCAGGUAUACCUGGAAAAAGAUGAUUUAUGUGGUCCAAGAGCUCUCGACCAUUGUGCAGGAGGAUCGCAGCCUCAGUCGCGGUCUGGUGCAGCGCACCUUUCCGGUGCGGAAGAGGGGAAGACGGGAAGAAGCGGGCCGCGGUGUUUUCCAGAUUUGCCAGCGACAAAUUGGAUCUUUGGUGAUUUUUGAUGUUUUUUUUACAUGA